Physeter macrocephalus (sperm whale) is the source of this 2267-nucleotide messenger RNA. RefSeq names its product N-deacetylase and N-sulfotransferase 1. Gene Ontology annotation, molecular function: deacetylase activity; heparan sulfate N-sulfotransferase activity. Gene Ontology annotation, cellular component: Golgi apparatus. The record is from RefSeq and is a predicted model, not a curated record. The transcript has 9 exons. Lineage: Eukaryota; Metazoa; Chordata; Mammalia; Artiodactyla; Physeteridae. Bases 103 to 1173 code for a protein of 356 amino acids.
AUCUUCUACAACGAGUACCCAGGCGGCUCCAGCGAGCUGGACAAGAUCAUCAACGGGGGCGAGCUCUUCCUCACAGUGCUCCUCAACCCUAUUAGCAUCUUCAUGACGCACCUGUCCAACUACGGGAACGACCGCCUGGGCCUGUAUACCUUCAAGCACCUGGUGCGUUUCCUGCACUCUUGGACCAACCUCCGGCUGCAGACACUGCCCCCAGUGCACCUGGCCCAGAAGUACUUCCAGAUCUUCUCUGAGGAGAAGGACCCGCUCUGGCAGGAUCCCUGUGAAGACAAACGCCAUAAAGACAUCUGGUCCAAGGAGAAGACAUGUGACCGCUUCCCAAAGCUCCUCAUCAUUGGCCCCCAGAAAACAGGCACCACAGCCCUCUACCUGUUCCUCGGCAUGCACCCCGACCUCAGCAGCAACUACCCCAGCUCCGAGACCUUUGAGGAGAUCCAGUUUUUUAAUGGCCACAACUAUCACAAAGGCAUCGACUGGUACAUGGAGUUCUUCCCUAUCCCCUCCAACACCACCUCUGACUUCUACUUUGAGAAAAGCGCCAACUACUUUGAUUCGGAAGUGGCUCCCCGGCGGGCGGCUGCUCUGUUACCCAAGGCCAAGGUCUUGACCAUCCUCAUCAACCCAGCAGACCGAGCCUAUUCCUGGUACCAGCACCAGCGAGCCCAUGAUGACCCAGUAGCCCUGAAGUACACCUUCCACGAGGUGAUCACAGCUGUGCCCGACGCAUCCUUGAAACUGCGCGCCCUCCAGAACCGCUGCCUGGUCCCCGGCUGGUAUGCCACCCACAUCGAGCGCUGGCUCAGCGCCUUUCACGCCAACCAGAUUCUGGUCUUGGAUGGCAAACUGCUGCGAACGGAACCUGCCAAAGUGAUGGACACAGUGCAAAAGUUCCUUGGGGUGACGAACACCAUUGACUAUCACAAAACCUUGGCGUUUGAUCCAAAGAAAGGAUUUUGGUGCCAACUGCUAGAAGGAGGAAAAACCAAGUGUCUAGGCAAAAGCAAGGGCCGGAAAUACCCAGAGAUGGACUUGGAUUCCCGCGCCUUCCUGAAGGACUAUUACCGGGACCACAACAUCGAGCUUUCCAAGCUGCUGUACAAGAUGGGCCAGACACUGCCCACCUGGCUACGGGAGGAGCUCCAGAACACCAGGUAGCCACAGCCACCACAGCCAGACUGAAUGUGACGGCAGGGACGUCCCGCCACACGCUGAGCCAGACUGACCUGCAGAGUGGGGAGCUGGGCCUGGGCUGGCCAAGCACUUACAAGCAAUACUCUGCUGCAGCCCAGGUAGGGCCAGGAGAAGAGCCCAGGCAGGUCCACACGCGCCUCAGAGCGUCCAGUGCUGGGCUGGUGGCCUCUAGGACCUCUUUUGCCAGCCGGGGUCCAUUCUGCUCAUAGUCUUUCAUGGGGAGGCCACUUCCUGUCGGUGGAAGACCACAAGCUGGUAGGAAGGAGUCCACAAGACUCUGUUUUCCGUCCCUGUGUUCUACCCACCCUACCCUCUCCAUCCCAUCACUCCCUGCUCCAGUAGGGUGUCCACUCAGUAUUAGCUGCCCUAUUUUCCCUGUCCUCCAGACAGACAACGAGGAGAAGAGCCCAGCUGGGGCUUUUGCCAAACCAGGGAGAGAGAUUGGACGUUUCCCUGAUGGUUCAAGCCAGGCUCUUCAGAGGGGUCAGCUGGGAACCCAGAGGUGGUCCCUAGGCUGGGUAUGAGCGUGUCCAGCUCGAGAGAACGCUGGACCUCCACACCCGUUACUGCUUCAUACCUUCCCUCUUUAGAGAAAGAAUCGCUGGUUCCUACAGUACCCACCCAGUCCUAAAGGCCUCCUUGAGGGCCCUGGGGCACUGCCAUGCAUUUGGACCCAGAGACCCAGGCCUCAACCCUACCCCGGUUCUUCCCCCUGGGAUAUGACAUGUGUGGUGUUUCCUGUGGUAAAGGACUGAGGCGGUCGUGGAGUCGGCCGUAUACAUGUCCCAGUGUACAUAUGUUGUCCCUAAGCCCACCUGGCCUUGGCCUCUGGCAGAUGCGGGGCAGACUUGAUGAGACCGCCGUCCCUGCUGUGCGCCAGCUGCCUGUGGCCAGAGGUUUCUAGAGAGCCCCUUAACCUCCCAAAUACUAAGAAGCUAAAGUAUUUUAUUUUUUUUUCUUGGUGCCAGAGUUUAUACCCUGGGUGCUGGGGUCGCACUGUGUUACAUAUAUAUAUAUAACAUGUAUAUAUAUAUAUAUAUUAUAUUUUUUUUGGUUGG